Paracoccidioides lutzii Pb01 is the source of this 180-nucleotide messenger RNA. RefSeq lists its product as hypothetical. The transcript is spliced from 2 exons. The record is from RefSeq and is a predicted model, not a curated record. Bases 1 to 180 code for a protein of 59 amino acids.
AUGACCCCUAAGCAACCAGCAAUGGACCCGGAGAGAGUCCGCUCGUCUUUGGCCUCGGAACACGCAGCAUCCCAUCAACAAGAGGGAAUUUCAGAGCUUGGAGCUUCCCCCCUUGUUUCUGUGUUCGCCCAAAUCAAACACUCCCCACCUCGCCAUGCGAGCGCACAGGUGAAAGCUUGA